AUGAAGGCAAUCCAGAUCAAAGAGUUCAACUCUCCUUAUGCUGUCUCGGACGUCGACAAACCCAAACCAAAGCUUCAUCAACUGCUCAUCCAGAUCAAGGCGGGCGGCUUUUGCCAUACUGACUGCAUGGCCCUUGAGAAUGCCUUUGGCUUUAAACUACCGUUCAUUGGGUCUCAUGAGUCAGCGGGUGUUGUUGUUGAGGUUGGUUAUUAUGUUAAGGGCUUUUCUGAGGGGAAGUGUACCGACUGUAAGGCUGGAAGGCCGACAUACUGUGAUAAUCCACUGAUGAAAGGCAUCACGACGGAUGGGGCAUGGGCGGAGUACAUGGCGGCGUCGGUACUCUUUCGCAUCAUGCCUAUAUACCAAGUCGCCGCGGUCGAUGUAGAGCAAGACACCCUAGACCUUGUCGCAUCUUACGACCUGAAACCCGAUGUUUGUAUCCUAUCCACCGAUCCAGCAGAAGCCUCCAUGAAAAAGAUGACAGAGCUCAUCAAUGGUGACUACCCUGGACUUAGUAGUGAAGCAUAAGAUUCAAGUCAAGGUCAAGGAAUGGAGGC
Molecule: messenger RNA, 557 nt
Organism: Fusarium redolens
Lineage: Eukaryota; Fungi; Ascomycota; Sordariomycetes; Hypocreales; Nectriaceae
Product: chaperonin 10-like protein
Exons: 2
Coding region: 1-528 (175 amino acids)
Source: RefSeq, a predicted model, not a curated record